AUGAGGACUUCAAAUGUUAUUGGGUUUGUUGUGAAGAGCAUUCCGGCUGAGGUUAAGAGUGAUAGUAACAACGGCAAAGAGGAAAACAAAGUUACUUUUAUUCUUGAAGACCUGCAGCACCAUCAGAUUUUUGUUACACUAUGGGAUGGUUAUGCUGAUCAAAUUCGAGCAUUUGAAAGCAACCAUCCAGCGGAAAAGAAUGUUGUGGUCGUUAUUCAGUUUGGGAAGUACCGGUUUUGGGGAGGACAUGUCAAUGUAUCCAAUUUGUAUACUGUAACUCGAGUGUUCAUCAACAGUGACAUUCCCGAGAUUGUUGACUUUAAGAAAAGGUUUGUUUUCGUAAUAAAAUUAUCUAUAUUAUAG
Molecule: messenger RNA, 363 nt
Organism: Helianthus annuus (common sunflower)
Lineage: Eukaryota; Viridiplantae; Streptophyta; Magnoliopsida; Asterales; Asteraceae
Exons: 4
Coding region: 1-363 (120 amino acids)
Source: RefSeq, a predicted model, not a curated record